UACACGGAGCCGAAUUUAACCACAGGGGGAGGGGCAGACUGGACAUGGUUGAGAGUUUGUCCAUUAGUGUGUUGUGGUCAGUGGAAGAAACUCGGUCGGGGGCGUCCUGGAACCUGCCCGUCUGAGCCGGUCGGUGUGGAACUGACGUUGUGGCUGGUAGGAGUCCACUUUUCCUACCCAUUCAAGGGCACUGCCAAGAGGCCCCAAAGAUCACACUUGUUCUGGGACCGGUCACCCUCAUGGACACCCAAAGACACACAGGAGUUCUAUACAAGGGAUGUAGAAGGUGACAAGUCCCAGCUGUGAGCUCACUUAGACGAUGGGGGACUGGAACCUGCUGGGAAAGCUCCUGGAAAACGCCCAGGAGCACUCCACCGUGGUGGGCAAGGUGUGGCUCACGGUCCUGUUCAUCUUCCGCAUCCUGAUCCUGAGCGCCGCCACAGAGAAGGUGUGGGGCGACGAGCAGUCGGGCUUCACCUGUGACACCAAGCAGCCCGGUUGCGAGAACGUGUGCUACGACAUCACUUUCCCCAUCUCCCACGUUCGCUUCUGGGUGCUGCAGAUCAUCUUUGUGUCCACGCCUACGCUGAUCUACCUGGGCCACAUCCUGCAUCUGGUGCGCAUGGAGGAGAAGCAAAAGGAGAAGGAGAAGACUCUUCCUCCGAACAAGCCGGCCCUUGUCGUGGACGCCCACAAGCACAAAAAGGCCUUGAUGAGAGACGAAAAAGGACAUGUGCGCCUACAGGGGGAGCUCUUGCGCACAUAUGUUUUUAAUAUCAUUUUUAAGACCCUCUUUGAGGUGGGCUUCAUUGUGGCCCAAUACCUGUUGUACGGCUUUGAGCUGAAGCCCAUGUACACAUGCGACAGGCCGCCAUGUCCCAACGCGGUCAACUGCUACAUCUCCCGACCCACAGAGAAAACCAUUUUCAUCAUCUUCAUGCUGGGCGUGGCCAGCGUUUCCCUCUUCCUCAACCUCAUUGAGAUGUACCACCUGGGCUUCACCAAGUGCCGCCAGGGCAUCACCUUUCGAAGAAGCAACCGGUCACCUGAGACCAUGUCCAAGGGGCAGAGCGACACCGAAGCGCCGUUCGGCCCGACAUAUGACGACUAUUUCCACGAGCAUCGCCCUCCCAGCUACAACCUCUCCCCUCUGUCCCAGGGCGCCGAAUCGUCCUUUCAGCCGUGUAAUAGCAAAGUGGCCUACAAACAGAACAAGGACAACUUGGCGGUGGAAAGGAGUGGCGGCAAGCUGGAGGAAUGUGACCUGAAAGGAAAGAAGCGAGGAUCUGCCCCCGGGUCUCCCACGCAGAGCAGGCAAGGCCGCAGUGCCAAGUACAGCAACAACAAGACUCGAAUAGAUGAUCUCAAGAUAUGAGACACGGCUUUCAGGGGGCGGAACGCUGAUGAAAAAAAAAUAUUCAUGGUGCAGGUUUGACUCAUUCCAAAUCAGACAUU
Molecule: messenger RNA, 1455 nt
Organism: Hippocampus zosterae (dwarf seahorse)
Lineage: Eukaryota; Metazoa; Chordata; Actinopteri; Syngnathiformes; Syngnathidae
Product: gap junction alpha-3 protein-like
Exons: 2
Coding region: 320-1375 (351 amino acids)
Biological process (GO): cell communication
Cellular component (GO): connexin complex
Source: RefSeq, a predicted model, not a curated record